Molecule: messenger RNA, 690 nt
Organism: Cinclus cinclus
Lineage: Eukaryota; Metazoa; Chordata; Aves; Passeriformes; Cinclidae
Gene: TP53INP2
Product: tumor protein p53 inducible nuclear protein 2
Exons: 3
Coding region: 1-690 (229 amino acids)
Biological process (GO): positive regulation of DNA-templated transcription; autophagosome assembly
Cellular component (GO): nucleus; autophagosome
Source: RefSeq, a predicted model, not a curated record
AUGUUUCAGCGUCUCACCAGCCUCUUCUUCAAUGACAGCAACACGCCAGAGGGCCUGGAGGAGCCCAGACCCUUUGUCGAGGAAGAGGAGGAGGAGGAUGGCUGGCUCAUAAUAGAUCUUGCAGGCAGCCGUGCCCGCCCCGGUCCCGCCCGGCCCCGCCCGGCUCCUGGCGGUACCGGGCGCUCGGCGCGACCCCGCCCGACGCCCCCUGGUCCGCCACCGCCACCAGCCGCUUCCCCGGCUCCGGCCGGUCCCUGCUUGAUGGACGAGAGUUGGUUUGUCACCCCUCCCCCCUGUUUUACUGCAGAGGAGCCCGGCCUCGACGGCGUGGGGAGCAGCCCCAUGGAGGACCUGCUCAUCGAGCACCCCAGCAUGUCCGUCUACGUCACCAGCACCCUCGAGGUGGAUGGGGAGGGCCCCGAGGACGAUGCUGCAGAGGCCGUGCCGGAGCCGCGGCCGGAGCCGCCCGCGGGGCACCAGGGCCGGGCGCUGCCGGUGAAGGCGGCGGCGCUGGACAAGCUGGGCCAGGCUCAGCGGGCGCAGAGAGCCAAGCAGCUGGCGGAGCGGCACCGCCUGGGCCACAAGGCUCUGCAGCGGCAGAACCGGGCCCGGCAGCGCCCGUCCCGCCGCGCCAAGCAGCUCCCGGGAGCCUUCGUCCACCAGCCCAGCCAGCGCCAUUGCAACUACUGA